Messenger RNA from Zeugodacus cucurbitae (melon fly), 1495 nucleotides. It is a transcript of the gene Ldsdh1, whose product is annotated as 17-beta-hydroxysteroid dehydrogenase 13. The record is from RefSeq and is a predicted model, not a curated record. The transcript is spliced from 6 exons. The coding region runs from base 278 to 1258 and encodes 326 amino acids. NCBI's taxonomy places the organism in Eukaryota, Metazoa, Arthropoda, Insecta, Diptera, Tephritidae. Gene Ontology annotation, molecular function: oxidoreductase activity, acting on the CH-OH group of donors, NAD or NADP as acceptor. Gene Ontology annotation, cellular component: lipid droplet.
CCGCCGCCGCCGCUGAGUCGACAGCGCUGCCAACGGUCCAAGCUGUCUUUACACAACUGAUGCGCUUAUAUAUAGAUAAUAUAUGGCGUUUGUGGCUUUAUUUCGGUGUGAGUGAGCGGUGCGCGCAUUUCUAGAUUUUCAGUUGGAAUUCUGAAACGGCCGGUUACGGUUUAUACGAUUGCUCUGGUCUCUAGUGGAAGUGCAAAUAGUACAGAAGAAGGAUAAGAAUCCUUAUUUCUUUAAAAAUAUAAAUUGUGCAUCGAAUAUUUACUUGAAAAUGGUGCAACCGUCGAAUUCUGUGAGCGCCAAUAACGCCGCCAGCACUAACAACAAUAACAAUAAGACCAACAUUGAUAUUUACAAUAUCGUCACGCUGGUACUAGAUAUAGCAUUGUUGAUCUUCAAAUUCUGGAUAGCGAUAAUCGAGUCGAUAGUCAAAACAUUUGUGCCGCAAGAGAUCAAUGUCAGUGGUAAAACUGUGUUGAUCACCGGCACUGGACAUGGCAUUGGCAAGGAGCUCGCCUUGCAGUACAGCGCACUUGGUGCUAAGCUCAUCUGUUGGGAUGUGAACGAGGAAGCCAAUCUGCAGACGGUGAAGGAAAUCAAGGCUUACGGUGGCGAGGCUCACGGUUAUACGUGCAAUGUUACAAAACGCGAUGAGAUCAACGCCUUGGCUGAGCAGAUCAAGAAGGAACAUGGCUUUAUUAGUAUUGUUGUAAAUAAUGCUGGUAUUAUGCCUUGCCAUCCAAUAACUGAACACACCGAGACUGAGAUUCGAACAAUGUAUGAGAUUAAUGUGUUGGCACAUUUCUGGAUCAUUCAAGCUUUCCUCCCCGAAAUGGUCGAGCGCAAUGAAGGACACUUUGUCGCCUUAUCAUCGUGUGCCGGUCUCUUCGGUUUACCCAAUUUGGUGCCAUACUGUGGUACAAAAUUCGCUGUGCGCGGUCUCAUGGAGGCGCUGAGCGAAGAAUUACGACACAAGAACCCACAGAAUAAUAUCAAAUUGACCACCAUCUACCCAUACAUGGUCGAUACUGGCCUGUGCAAGCGUCCACGCUAUCGUUUCCCCAGCCUCUUCAAGCUGGUCAAGCCCACCGAUGCGGCAGCGAGCAUUAUACGCGCACAACGUACCAGCACCGAACACGCCAGCAUACCACGUGAUUUCUUGUAUUUGGAGAAAGUCGGCCGUUUGCUGCCACGCAAUGCUAUGCGGCUGGUGGAUGACUUCCUCGACUGUGGUGUGGACUCAGAUAAAUGAGUGGAAAUAAAAUUUUAUAAUUUUUAUAAUUUUAGAGUUAGGCCGCAUUUAUAUGCCAUUUUGUUGUUUUUGUUUUUUUUUUCAUAGAAAGUACCAAAAAAAAUAUAUACAUAUACAUAUGUAUAUUGUUAAGUAACAUACAUACUUUUUAUAUUACCCUUUUCAAAUUAUGCGCUAUACGUUUAAUACGAUUUUAAUAAAAAAUAAAAAUAAUAUUUUCGUAAAAUUUUACAUAAA